AUGAAAAUCAAUAUAUCCCGCCCAUUACAAGUUUUACAAUGGUCUUCAUAUAUCCUGGCCGCUUUUUUCAUACAAUUGCUGAUCAUUCUUCCUUUAUCAAUUUUAAUAUAUCACGAUUUCUACCUGCGACUAUUACCUGCUGAUUCAUCCAAUGUAGUGCCGCUUAAUACUUUCAAUAUCUUGCAGGGAAUACAGUUUGGUACGAAAUUCUUCCAGUCAAUUUCUAGCAUUCCAGUGGGCACUGAUCUGCCUCAAACAACGGAUAAUGGAUUACCACAACCAAUCCCUAUGCGUGACAAUAUAGAGUACAAGCUCGAUUUGAAUUUACAAUUCUACUGCCAAAAUAAGAUUGGGCGUUUGAAUCUAGAUAGUAUGUUAAUCGACGUUUAUAAAGGCCCCGGUCCAGUUUUGAGGAGUCCAGGAAGAGUAGACAACGAAGAUGAAAAGAUAUUUCAUACCUCUAGGCCUAUAGUCUGUCUCACAGUAGACGAUUCAUUGUCACCCCAAGAAAUUGAACAGCUGGGCCCAUCUCGCCUAAAUGCCUACAACGAAGAAUGGCUAAAUUCAAUUACAAUCGAAGACAAAAUAUCAUUAGAUUCAUCGUAUGAAACAGUUUCCAUUUUCCUGAAAACAGAAACGGCCCAAACAAGCUUAAUUCUACAGCCAGAGAGUGGAGCCACUUUCAGAAUGAAUUUUGAGCAAGGCUUAAGAAACUUGAUGCUUCGGAAAAGACUUCUAUCAUAUGUCAUCGGCAUUUCUGUUUUCCAUUGCAUCAUAUGCAUGCUAUUUUUCCUAACAGGAUGCACUGCGUUUGUAUUUGUUCGCAAGGGUCAGACGAAAUCCAAGAAACAAAGCUGA
Molecule: messenger RNA, 858 nt
Organism: Saccharomyces eubayanus
Lineage: Eukaryota; Fungi; Ascomycota; Saccharomycetes; Saccharomycetales; Saccharomycetaceae
Gene: SEI1
Product: seipin
Exons: 1
Coding region: 1-858 (285 amino acids)
Source: RefSeq, a predicted model, not a curated record